Molecule: messenger RNA, 5157 nt
Organism: Adineta ricciae
Lineage: Eukaryota; Metazoa; Rotifera; Eurotatoria; Adinetida; Adinetidae
Source: the annotation of a GenBank genome assembly
AUGUUUGACCGAUUUGCUCGAACAACGAUUGGAGCCAGUGCAACAAAUACUUCUACAUCAGGAUUCGGUUCCAUACACACACUUCCUGUUGCAUUUGGUUAUUUGAAAAUAAUCGAAAAACACCAACCGAAAUAUGUGGAUAAAUUGACACCAUAUAUCACGAAAUUGCUACAAAAACUGAUCAAGGAUCAUACAAGUGCUGGCGCCGAUUACAAUUCCGCGUUUACUGAAUAUAUUGUCGAAUGUCUUACAUUACUUAAAUAUCGUAUUGCUCAAUUAACAAAUGAUCUUCGGAAACAAUUUAUGAAUAAUUUUUUACCGUGUUUAAUCGAAAAAUCUCACGAUAUCAAUCUCGUUCGCGCUAUCAUUCGUCUUGUUUACGAUUGGCUUAAAUGGCGUGGAGAUGUACAAUUAGUUCCAUCGAUAAAAGAAAAAUCUCAGUUGCUUCUGAGACUUUUGCAAUGCAUCGACAAAAGCGGACGUUUUCAACAGCAUCAACAGCAAGCGAAUGAUAAUGAUUUGACCAAUAGUUUCCUCGAACUAAUCCUACAUGUUUAUCAAGAAUCAAACUAUCGAGAAUUGUGUAUUAAACUGGAAGCUGCAUUCAUUCUUGGUUUAAAAUCGACAAAUCAGCAAUUACGAAAGCAAUUCUUCCUGAUCUUAGACAAGAAUUUGCGAAAAACUUUGCACGAUCGAUUGUUAUUCAUAUUUCUAUCACAAAACUGGGAAUAUCUCGGGCAACACUAUUGGAUUAAACAAUGUUUAGAAUUAUUUUAUACGUGCGUCUCGUCGAUAAUUCCGUUGUCAUGUGUGGACGAUCGUAUAUCAGUUCUUCCAUCAUUAACAGCAGAAGUCAAAUCGGCUGAAUUCUAUGAUCGAUACGAUUUUCUUAUUGAUUAUGUUAAAACAAACAAUCCAUCGUCGUUAGAAAGUGUCACGACAAAAGUUGAAUCGAAUCUUGAAACAUCAGUUAAAAUGGAAGUGAAUGACGAAGCAACAGCAACAACAACACAGAACCCUGCCUAUUCGAUCAUCUCCAAUGCUCUUGGUGUUACAGCAAUGAGUACACUUGUGACAAAAAAACAACGGACGUCGUCUAUUUCAGUGAACGAACCUAAAGUGAAACAUUUUAAACGAAUGUUAUCGUCCGAAAAUAUACGUCGAUUCCCAAGUGAAAAACCUCCGAAUAGUGUUACACGUGAACCUGCGAAUAGAAUCCAACUAGCUGAGUUGAUUAAUAGCGAACUCAAUUUCCUGAAAAUCCUCACAUCGAUACAAUCAAAACCGAAUGACCUAUUCGAUUCAAUCAUCCAGUUUCUACAUACAAAUAAUUCAGUGCUUAUCGACAAGUUAACGCAUCAUCUAUUCGUCGAUCUCCUACCGAAAAUUCUUCGUCUUGUACCUGAAAAAUAUCGCAUCAUCUUAUUUCAGCAAAUUGUUCAACCAUUUUUUGUCAGUGGAACUCAUUUACAACAACGCGACUUGUAUCCAUACAGUUCACUGAACACUAUACUCGAAGCUUUCUAUGCCAUGUUCAAAACCAGCGAUAGUAUAUCAGAAUUUGUACCCAUCAUACGGCCAAUUAUACUUAAAUAUAUCGGCAAAACACACAAUACUUGGCACAGAAGUAUUUUACUCCUAGAGCAAUAUAUCAUUGAUCAAUAUCCAAAUCAUGAAUCUUUAUCAAACGAUGAAACAUAUCAAGAAUCAUUCAAUUCUCUUUUUGAGUUAUAUGAACAUCUCAACGAGGAUGAUUAUAACAUAAGCCUUUGGUUACAUCGUCAGUUUUCUCCAAAUAUCAAUUCGUUAAUUUCAAACGCUUUACAAUACGAACAACUCGGUCUCUUCCAACAAGCACUGGAAUAUUACACACAAUCGAUAAAACUCUUGGAAACGGAGUCGACUCCUUCGUCGGGAACGACAAAUCCGUUCUUUGAAUUAGAUGAAUAUUCCUUCCUUGAACAACAUUGGAUCAAAUGCACCAAGGAAUUAAAUCAAUGGGAUACAUUACUAUCGUACUGUAAACAACAGAGUAACCGGGAUCAUUUGCUUUAUCUUGACUGUACAUGGAGAUCGUCGAAUUGGGCAUUGAUGAAAGAAACUCUCGGUCAACUAGACGCAAUGUGUAACGGAACAAAUAUGAAUUUAACGAACUCUUCGAUUCAAACAUUUCAAUUUCUCAAUCAAAAUCCAACGUUAGCGCAAUCAACAAUUAUCUCAAAUAUCUUAACAAUCAAAGAUUUUCAAUGGAAAUUUGCUUUGUAUCGCUGCUAUCUAACAUUAUGUUCAACAAUUACGAAUACCGAUGAUCCAACAAUUUAUCAAACAACAAUGAAUAUCACCGAACGUCUAAUUGAUUACUGUUCCUUGAACGCUCUGAAAGAAUGGAAACAUUUACCGAACUAUAUCUCAAAUUCACAUUUGAAUUUACUGCAAGCAUCUCAGCGUAUCAUUGAACUACAAGAAUCAGCACAGAUUCUCUUAAACAUCCAGACAAAUUCAUCGAACAAUAACACAUCAACGUCAAUCAUAUCUACCACAACGAAUGGUAAUACAUCAACAACAACCAACAUUCGACAAACGACGAAUAUUCAUGAACUGAAAACAAUCGUCAAGACGUGGAAAAGUCGUUUGCCAUUAAUCAACGAUUCAUUAAGUUUCUGGAAUGAUAUAUUCACUUGGCGUGAACUUCAAUACAGUACGAUAAGUUCACAGUUCGACAAAGAUUUCAAUGGCACGAAUGGAUCAUUGGCGAAUAACGGCGGUAAUAACGUGAACACCGGACAAGUUCUGCUCGGCAUUCAUGCAAUUGCUCAAUCAAUAACACAAUUAGGAAAAAUUGCACGGAAACAUCAUAUGCCUAACAUCUGUAUGGAAAUUCUCUCGAGAAUUGGUACUGUUAUUCCGAGUGUACCUGUUGUCGAUAGUUUCCAGAAAAUCAAACAGAUCAUAAAAUGUUAUUUGAUUUUACUUCCAACACUAUCGAGAAGCGAAGUUCAAGAUAUAUUUGAUCUGAUCGAACAAGCCAAUACGAAAUAUUUUAAUAAAGAUAUGAUGAGCGAAUUUUACUGUUUGAAAGCAGUUGCUUACUCAAAAUUAGAUCUCAAUGAAGAAGCACACAAAUUGUUCAGUUGUUCAGCACAACUAUCGGAUUCGAAUUUGACUCGAACAUGGAUCAAUUGGGGAGAUUUUCUUCUAAAACAAACCUCGAACCUUCAUGAUGAUGAAUCAAUUAUGGUUUGCUAUCUCAAUGCUUGUAAAGAUCUAAAUGAAACCAAAGCUCGUUCCGUUCUAUCGAAGAUAUUCUAUCUACUCGCUCGGGAAAAUGAGAAUGCUAAAUUGUCAACAUGUAUCGAGCGCUAUUCAUCCUUAAUACCAGUGCAACAUUGGCUCUUUUGGUUACCACAAAUUCUGAAUAAACUAAUCCGUAACGAAUCAAGUCAAUGUAUGUUUGCCAUUUUGAACGAAUUGAUUCGUUUAUAUCCGCAAGCUGUUUAUACUCAAAUCAAGAAACAUUCGAGAAAGUUAAUUGAAAAUGCUCAAGAGGAGAGACUCGCUCCGUUAACCCCAACGACGCCAACAAUUGAAAAUACUCUUAAUCUACCUACGAUAUCUCGUCGACAGCAAGCAAUGAGUGAUUUAAAGCAUUUAGAACAGAUUUUACUUGAACAACAUCCAACAGUCGUACGCACAUUGGAUAUUCUUGUGGAACAAUUGAACAUGAUCAAUGAAAGCUUUCUGGAAUAUAUGAUCCGACGUUUAUAUGAAUGUCAGCGAAGGAUUUAUCAAGAUCUAUUUGAAAAUAAGAAAAUCUUAUCAAAUGACGUGAAAUUAAUUAUUCAACAUUUGAAAGAUCUUCUGAAUAAUGAUGAAAAGGAAUUCGAUCACCUUAAACAAUUGAAGAUACAAUUCUGGAAUGAUUUCAAUGAAAGUGUACUGAACAAUGAUGUUAUAUGUCGAUCAUUUAUCCUUUUGAUUAGUAAAUGGAUAGGCUUAGUCGAGCGUCGCCUUGAACAAACCGAGGAACGCACGAAAUAUCUCUGUCAAACAAAAUAUCUUCACUUACUCUCAUUCAAUUCACAAAUUACGAACGAUAUCAAUAUGCCGGGUGAAUUAUGGCACGCGCCUGAAGCGAAUUUCUUCUUUCGUAUCAACAAAUUCUUUCCAACAAUCGAACGAGUUUAUAAACAAGAACGGUAUUUCAAUCGUUUAACAAUUCGUGCACAUAAUGGCAAAAUCAUGUAUUAUCUCGUAUCGAAUAAUUAUCAAUCAAUACCAAUCGAUAAAUUCGAAUCGCAGUGGGAAUUAGAAGAAAAUACAUUACAAUUUCUCAAAAUGAUCAAUAAUGUGUGCAUACGAAAAGAAAAAGAACUACUAAAACGACAUUUACAAAUAUUCUUUCCACAUUUAUGCACUUAUUUAUCAUCAUUACGUUUAAUCGAAGAUAAUCGCUCGGUGAUUAAUCUAAUUGACAUAUAUAAUGACAAAUUGAUGGUAUCGAUAAAGAAGCACUAUGAAUUAAUUGACGAUAAUAAUGAAAACUUAGUAGAGAUUUUCCAAUCAAUACAAAAUGAGUAUUUUCCUAAUAAACGGUUAUUACACCAAUGGACAUUAAAUGAAUAUUCAACUGCGACAGGAUACUUUGCAUUUCGAAAGAUCUUUACAAUAUCAUUGGCUUUUUAUUCGACAUUAAAUUAUUUUUUCGGUUUUAAUAUGUACGCUAAUAAUCAAUUAAAUAUUCAACGUUCAAUAGGAAGUAUCAAUCCAUUGUACCUAAAAUUAGAAGAUGAUCUCAAUAGAAAAGAUGGCAAUCUUUAUUUGACACCAAAUAUCAACGCAUUCAUCAACCAAUUUGGCAAAAUGGGUCCACUGACAGCAACAAUUACAGCAACAUUAAUGUCAUUAGCACAACCGAAAUAUCAAAUUAUCGAAUACUUGAAGAUCUUCUACAAAGAAGAUAUUCAUAUAAAACAUCCUGAAUUAACACAGAAAGAAUGUGUUCAAUUGGUCGAAAAUCUUGCAAGCCAAUUGGAAACGAAAUUGAAUGAAUUCACGGAUUUCAAUGCGUCGCGAAAAGUAGUCUCCCAAUUGAUCAAAAACUCUACAGAUAUUAAUCAACUAGCACGUGUGAAUCCACUCUAUUAUCCUUGGUUAUGA